Sorghum bicolor (sorghum) is the source of this 1521-nucleotide messenger RNA. Its product is annotated as putrescine hydroxycinnamoyltransferase 1. NCBI's taxonomy places the organism in Eukaryota, Viridiplantae, Streptophyta, Magnoliopsida, Poales, Poaceae. The transcript is spliced from 3 exons. The coding region runs from base 1 to 1272 and encodes 423 amino acids. Gene Ontology annotation, molecular function: acyltransferase activity, transferring groups other than amino-acyl groups. The record is from RefSeq and is a predicted model, not a curated record.
AUGGAGCAGCGCAGGAAGGAGGUCGUGACAUUUUCAUGGCCGACGGUGGCGAUGGGCAGUGGAGCUGGGCUUCGAACCAAAGCAAGUUCUCCGGCCCUCUGUCUCCUCUGCGACAUGGUUAAGGAAGGCACCACCGACGGCGCCUGGCACGGGCACGGCCGUGAUGAGGUGACCAUCACGGCCGUCUCGACGGUGGUGCCGGCGCUGCCGGUGCAUGAGCACCGACUGCCGCUGUCGAACCUGGACCUCCUCCUGCCGCCCAUGGACGUCGGCGUCGUCUUCUUCUACGCGGACCCAGGUGACCGCAACCACCACCCGGCCGCGGUCCUCAAGGUGGCGCUGGCAAAGACGCUGGUGGCGUACUACCCGCUGGCCGGGGAGGUGGUGGCCAACGCGGCGGGGGAGCCGGAGCUGCUGUGCAGCAGCCGUGGGGUGGACGUCGCGGAGGCGACCGCCGACGGCACCGCGCUGCGGGACCUCCGCCUGGGCCUGCCCGACAAGAGCAUCGAUCCGCUGGUGCCCAAGAAGAAGGCCGGCGUCAUGUCCGUGCAGGUGACCAAGUUCAAGUGCGGCGGCGCUGUCGUUGGGUGCACCUUCGACCACCGCAUCUGCGACGCCUACUCCUUCAACAUGUUCCUCGUCGCUUGGGCUGCAGCUGCCCGUGGCGGCUCAGCGCCUCCGGCCCCGUCCUUCCACCGCUCGUUCCUUGCGCCGCGUGAACCAGCACCACUCUCCACCGCCAGCAACCUCGUGGACCGGCUCUUCGUCCCCUUGAGCCGCGUGCCGGCCCUGCCAGACACAGCCGCCGUCAACCGCAUCUACCGCGUGUCCGCCGCCGACGUCGCUGCGCUUCAGGCCUCGGCAGGGUCCGGGCGCACGAAGCUGGAGGCGUUCACGGCGCACCUGUGGCAGCUCUACGCCAAGGCCGCAGCGGACACUUGGCGCCAGCCGCUGUCGUGCUGCAUGGGCGUGGUGGUGGACGGUCGCACUCGCCUCCGCGGCAAUGGCAACGAGGACGCGAUGGCCUGCGUGGUGUCGUCGGGGAUGGGGCUCCCCGUCGGUGAGGUGCAUUUUGGGUGGGGCCGGCCGGCGUUUGCGUCGUACCACUUCCCCUGGCCCGGCGGCGCAGGAUAUGUGAUGCCGAUGCCGAGCGCGCGCGGGGACGGCGACUGGGUGGUGUACGUGCACGCUGCGCCGGAGGUGGUGGAGGUGAUGGAGCCGGAGCCGACGACGGUGUUCAGAGCGCUGGAGGGCAGCGACAUUUUCGGGUGAAUUGUUAAGUGUCUGGUCGGCUGGGGCGCGGCCUAGAUGCGAGAGCAGCUGCUGGAACGUGAUGGUGCCAUCGUGACAUCGUCGUCCGUAUACGUCUGUUUGUAUGUACGUACGUGUCUGGUUCGUGGUAUAUUAUUGGGUUCAAUCCGUAUUACCGUGUAGUACGUGUGUGCUGUGUAACACGUACGCAGUACUAUCUUGUUGUUCGCUUAUCUUAUAAGCUGUAUUUUUUCUUUCAAUUAAUAUAUU